Fusarium oxysporum Fo47 is the source of this 348-nucleotide messenger RNA. RefSeq names its product Mss4-like protein. Bases 1 to 348 code for a protein of 115 amino acids. Gene Ontology annotation, molecular function: carbon-sulfur lyase activity. The transcript has a single exon. Lineage: Eukaryota; Fungi; Ascomycota; Sordariomycetes; Hypocreales; Nectriaceae. The record is from RefSeq and is a predicted model, not a curated record.
AUGUUCGCAUCCAACUUUACCAUCGCCGACACUCACUUGGAGCAUCUGCGCGGGCAGGAAAACCUCAAGACGUUUGCUCAAUCGAAAACGAUCGCAUCGGGCAGCUUGAUGACCAACUACUUCUGCUCGACAUGCGGAACCUUGAUGUAUCGUGUCGGUGCGGCGUUCCCGGGCCAUAGCAUCCUGCGCAUUGGCACUGUCGAUGAUUUCAACUUGCACGAGACAAAGUUGAAGCCUAGAGUCGAGCAGUUUAUUGAAGACCGCGUGUGCUGGCUCUCUAGUGCGCAGGGGGUAAAGCAGCAAGUUGGGAUUGCAUUUAAACCGAGGAAGCGAGCUGGAGUAUUGUGA